AUGGCGCUGUACAGUCUGAAAAGCAAUUUGCAAUACGCCACCUUGAAGACGUUGUCACUGGUCUCGAUCAGCGUGAUGUCGCCCCAGCAGAGUGUCCAGGAGUUGUUCCGAACGGUGGAUUGCGUCUGUUUCGACGUCGACUCCACGGUCAUCAGGGACGAGGGCAUUGACGAGCUGGCCAAGUUCUGCGGCAAGGGAGACGAAGUCAAAAGGCUAACGGCUGAAGCUAUGGGCGGUACUAUGACGUUUCAGGAAGCACUGAAGAAGCGGUUGGACAUAAUAAGGCCCAGUGUCAGCCAAAUCAGGCAGUUCAUUGAGGCAUACCCCAUCAAUCUCACCCCAGGAAUAGCGCAACUAGUGAAGACACUGCAGGACAGGGGUGUCGCCGUGUACCUCGUGUCGGGUGGUUUCCGCUGCCUGAUAGACCCCGUGGCUGAGCUACUCGAAAUUCCCCUGACGCACGUGUACGCGAACAGAAUCAAGUUCUUCUUCAACGGCGAGUACGCGGGCUUCGACGAGAACGAGCCCACUUCACGAUCGGGCGGCAAGGGGCUGGUCAUCAGGCGGCUGAAGGAACAGUACGGCUACCAGCGGCUGGUGAUGAUUGGCGACGGCGCCACCGACGCAGAGGCGAGCCCGCCCGCCGAUGCGUUCAUAGGCUUUGGAGGCAACGUUGUGAGGGAGGAGGUUAAGAAGCGUGCACUGUGGUACGUGACAGACUUCCAGGAGUUGAUCAACUGCCUCAACGUCCAAGCGAAG
Messenger RNA from Iphiclides podalirius (scarce swallowtail), 759 nucleotides. The record is from the annotation of a GenBank genome assembly. NCBI's taxonomy places the organism in Eukaryota, Metazoa, Arthropoda, Insecta, Lepidoptera, Papilionidae.